This is a messenger RNA of Strongylocentrotus purpuratus (purple sea urchin), 5401 nucleotides long. RefSeq names its product kinetochore-associated protein 1. Gene Ontology annotation, molecular function: small GTPase binding. Gene Ontology annotation, biological process: mitotic sister chromatid segregation; protein localization to kinetochore involved in kinetochore assembly; mitotic spindle assembly checkpoint signaling. The transcript is spliced from 47 exons. Bases 23 to 5284 code for a protein of 1753 amino acids. The record is from RefSeq and is a predicted model, not a curated record. Gene Ontology annotation, cellular component: kinetochore microtubule; cytoplasm; RZZ complex. Lineage: Eukaryota; Metazoa; Echinodermata; Echinoidea; Camarodonta; Strongylocentrotidae.
AAAGAUAAAGGGUAAAGAUGAAAUGGAAAACAAGACGGAAGAUCAACUCUCUAUGAUUCUGGAUACAUUACACAGACUGGCCACCUUCAGCCUUGUGUACGGAACCAGUGAAUACAGCCCGACAAGAUGGGAUGCUUUCCUGUCGGGAUCUAUUCUAGAUGAGCACUUCCUUCAUCUCAGCCAAGCCAACCUCAGCCGAGCUUCAGUCAUUUGGAAUAGACACAAGGAAGCCUUUGUAGCGGUGAUGUCUGAAGACUUGCUGGAUAACAUGCUGAGGUCCAUACCAGGGGAUUCCCCAUCGUAUGACAUCAUACCAUGGCUCAGGGAUGACAUCAUUCCCUUUGUGUAUCAGAGCUUCCACCAUGGCAAGAAGCUAGUGAUCUCAUGGAUUGAGGAAAGAGUGACCUGCCUGGAAGUGACUGAAAAGACAGGAUGGCCCAGCAACGGUCUAGAGUUAGCUGAAUUAAUGUUGAAAGGUAACCAGCAGCUUAUCAAGUCAUCCAGUGGAACCCAUUUCUCACAAGCACUAACAGAGACAAACGGAAGUGACUGCAAGGAGUCCAUGGAGAGACUAAAAGAACUGGUCCACAACCUUCAAGAGCUCAGAAUCCUCCAUACCAGAUACAGGUGUUUCCUAACUCUCGACCAGUUUUGCAAGGAAACGACAGAGAGCAUCUCGUUCAGGAUGCUGGAGAGGGUUGCUGCUCCCGAGCUUGUUCCGGGGACCAUCACCAAAUGCAUCAUACCCUAUGCUAAGGAUCACAAGCUAGAGGUGGACAACCUGCUCUUGAAAUACAUACAGGACCUUCUGUCUGUACCGAGUCUGUUCGCCACCUAUGAAGCAUCCUGGGAAGCCAAAGCCAUCACUGUCAUAAGAUGCAUCAAGGAUCUUACUAGUCAGUGUGGAGCCAUACUAGCUCUGAUGCAGAAGGCACCCGUACCAUGGAGCAGGGGAAUGGAACAGGUGGUCCAGUAUGGCUUGUCCCUCAAACAUCCUAUGGUUGCCCAGCUGGAGGAACGUCAUGGUAUUAUGAAAUUGAGAGACAUGUUCAUGAAGUAUGACCUGACAUCGGUAUGCCUAGGAGAUACAGAUAGUAUGAAGAUUGCGGUGAAGAAUAUCUUGAGUCGGGAGGACCCUGCGGUUCUAGAGGAUGCCUUACGUGUUGUCAAAGCUCACUCCAGUGAACUCUCCAAGAUGGAUGCCUAUCUCUUCAGACUCCAAUACCUCAUCAGGUCAAAUCAGGUUGAGAAAUGCCUGGAUUUGUUGUGUGAUCUGCCGCACCAAGAAGCUUUGCUCUGUCUGUCUCGGAUCUUGUCCUGGGCUGAGAUCAUCAUGAACGACCCCGCAGAUACCUUCUGUGAUGAAGAGAGCAAAGACUAUCGGGUGUUGGUAGGGCAGGCUGCUAUAAGAUUGCUGCAGACUGAUCUCUAUAUGGAGCUCAGUAAAGAUCCAACACAAGACAAUCUUAAAGAAGAAGAGCUUCAAAGUCUUCUCUAUCUGCAGUUGGAAUACGGUCUUCUUGUUCCAUUGGGUAGUUACAGGGACGAUGUCUUCAGAUUACAGCUUCUCAAGAAGGUCGUCGUUGAACACUACAAAGAGAUUCGCACAGGAAUCAGAAAGAAAGAGAAUUGUGGAGCUGCCGAGAGGAAGUCAAGGGAUCUCAAACCAGGAAACUUUGUCAGAGUUUUGAGACUUGGUGAAAUCCUAGGUGUAUCGACCAGUGAGCUGAGAGGUGAGAUUGCUCUCAAAGCUGCUCAGACAGGAGAGAUCAACACAGCUGUCACUAUAUGCAGUGAUCUGUGUGAGCCUGACUGUUCCCCCGAGGUAGCCUACACCCUCUACCAUGUCUCCCACACUAUCUGCACCCAGCUGGCCAAUGAGCAUGACAUCUUGGGUGGGCCAUCGGGAGGUGAUCACAUCAAACAACUCUUAAAUCUAACCCAAAAAGCAACUGCUUCCUGUAACCCAGAAUUACUUGCAGACUGCCUUGAUCUUAGCACCAAGGUCCGCUCCUUGAGAGACCUGUGUGACCAGUGUGAGAGUGGAGACUAUGGUAUCUCAGUGCAGAUUGGGGCUGCAGAGACCAAGAAAGAUCCCUACGAGGAGUACACCUAUGAGAUGUUCUUCAAGGAAGAUUCACUCGUUUUAUCAUCUCAAGAUGUCAUUCCUGUAGCAGCAGAGUUUGCUCUGGCAUGUCAGCCGACGGUCAGGCCAAAGGACGCUCUGCCGUUCCAGCAGGCCAGGGUGUCUGGACAACCUGUCUUGCUCAAAGAUUCCAAAGAGAGUAAUAAGCAAGAAGCCGUCCAGUCAGGUUACAUUGGUCAGGUUGCAGCCUCUACCAAGUACCUGUGUCAGACAUUCAAGGAGCAUAACCAGUGCUGCCUGGCCUUUCAUUAUGUCAUGGAGUUGCUUGCCAUGUCCCUGGUCCAUCUCUCAGUCAACACCGGGAACAGAUCACUACAAGAUGAGGUUACAUUAGCAGCUGUAGAGAAAGAAAUGAAAGAAAUGGCUGAGGUUAUGCCUGUUGCUAAGCAGAACAUCAGCAAUCUGUCAUCUAUUCUACUUAACAAGAUAUUCAGCUGUCGGACUGUGGAUAAGUUCUUGGCGCUGUGUUACCUCACCAUUCAGCCAUCCAAAGAACAGAUCAAGAAGCUUGUCUACAAUGCUGGACAAAACUACAAGAAAAUCUUAGCAAUAGCCCAAGUAGGAUGUGAGAUGGCUAAGAUGAAUCAGGAUGCAAAAAUACAGACUGUGUUCCAAGACCUCGCUACUAGUGCAUUAUGGGGAGAUAGACUCCUUAAGAUUAAGGUGUCUUUCAAAGAUGCGUUCAACAGCAUGGAGAAGAAACGUCUGUUGUUACCUCAGCUUAUCACUCACCCACAAACCAGUCUAGAACUCAUCACUGAAUACUGCAGAGAUUUCAAACUAGAUGAGCAGGAGGCGCUCAUGAUGUAUGUUCGUCUGCUGCUGUUGCCUAGUGACAGUGAAAGGGAAGAUCACCAUGGCAACAGCAAAAAGCCUCUGGACAAGAAAGUGAUCCUCUCAGCCGUUUCUAUGAUCCAAAAAAGAGGAGCUCUCGUUCAGAUGCUGAAGGCAAAUGUAGAUAAGAUUGACUGCUAUGACUAUGAGAUGCUUCGUCUAGUGCUAGGUAUUAUCAGCGAUAGCUGCUUAGAUGUGACGGACCAAACCCAUUCUACUGAGGUGGGUCUGCAACUUCUGGACUACCUGGAGGCAUAUACACGUCGUAAGCCCCCGUCAGAGUAUGAGAUCAUGUUUCAACAGAGUGGAGAAGAUGAAGGGCUGAUGCUUACCACAAAACCGCUACCACCGCUCUCAAAGACACGACUACCAUUCCAUCCUCUCUUGAAAGGUGGACAGUGGAAAAUUCUCUGUCGUGAACUCAGUGAAGACACUCUGGCUGAACUCCUACCUAUCGCUGAAGUACUACGGCUUUCCACCGAUCAGCUGUAUGUGACCACCAUCCAAAACAUAGUCAAGGCAAGACAGCUGGGUCAGAAAGUUGCUACAGGUGAAGAUGGCAGGGGCGACAAAGGAUUCCGGCCACCCUGUAAGCUGGACAUGGAUACUCUAGCUAAGGUCAAGAACAUUUUGCUCAAAGUGAAGCAGCCUGAGAUGGCCGUCGUGACAGCUAGAUUCAUAGCCAAGGAGCUCCAAGUCAGUAAACAGAAGGAGAUGGCUCUGAAAAUGUGUGAGCGACUAGCUAGCAGAUGGCAAGAGUUGAGUGAAGAAGGGACUCCUGACCACCAGAAGGCUUGUGCCACCCACCAGCGUCUGGUUGCCGAGCACCGAGCUGUCUGCACGGAGGAGGCUCUCCGGAGGCAUGGCCUGGCCGAUCCUUUGCACGUUCAGAUGAUCGCUACACCUGCUAAGCUCAUCUUCAAGCUCUACGAACACCCUAGCAUUGAGCAGUGUCUGCAGGGUUACCAGCAUAACCUACCAGACAUUAAUGCUGCAGUGGAGGAGAUUGCCAAGAUAAACAACAGUAAUUUAGAGAAGAUUAGAAUUCAUCUGAUGGAACAAUGGAUGCCUCAACCCGUCAUGAGCAAACAAGAAGAAACGACCAUGAACUUCUCAUUUGGGUCAUCAGGAGAGGAUGAGAUUCCAGAAGAAGAGAGAAGUCUCAUGAGGUUGAAAUAUCUGCUGCAAAGACAGAAUCCAGAGAGUACAGUUCUCUUCUUGUUAAAUGUUGCAUUCAAGCAAACCUCGACUCACGUCACUACGGGAUGCCAGGUGAGGGCACUACGUUGUCUCUUCUCUCUCUCCGACGAUGCCGUCAUUUCUCAAGUCUCCAAACAGUCUGCCUCUGAGCUCAGAGAGUACUUGAAGAAUCUGGUGUAUCUGAGUGAGUUUGAGGCUCUCAACAUUGCCAUGGAUCUGUCCACAUUGACAUCCUCCAACAAGGCCAGUCUGGUCAGGGGUCUAUGGAAGAACCACAACCAUGAGCCCAGGAGUGUUCAACUGAUUGCCAAGCUUUGUCUGGAGUACGAGGUCCAUGACAAACAUCUGUGGAACAGUAUGCUUCAACAGCUCCAAAAAUUUGGAAUGCUGGAUUAUCUGGAGUAUGUAUUGGUCCAACUAGCUGGGCUAAGGGAACUGAGGUCCAUUCAGUGUCUUCCUAAGGUGUGGUCUGUCAUCCUCGCUACUCCGUUCAUGUCAAGCUGUACGCCACUGAGUGAGGAACAAUCGGAGAGGUGUAGAAAUGUGCUGUCACUGGUUCAGAAGUGUCCGGUCCUGUAUGAUCUUGAUUUCAUACGGCUUAGCUGUCAGUUUCUGAGGGUCGAUAUGCAUGCAGAGGCACUGGCUUGCCUUCUACACAUACCAGACAAAACCAAGAGAGACACUCAGAUUGAUACCCUCUUGGAUACACGUCACAUUAUCAUCUUAGAUUCUCUGUCUCAACUUAUGGAAAAGAAACAACCCCUACCAGAACAUGAACAUGUUGUAGCUGAAGUGUACAGACACAUAGCAUCAAAGGGCAUGUAUGAACUCCUUCUAGAGUCCAAGCACUUCAUGGGACUGGUCCACCAUCUGGCAAAGCAUGAUCAACUCCAGGAGCUAGUCCAGAGGACAAUACAAGCAGACAGGUUAUGGGAUGCCAUCAACCUUGUGAAUGUGUUUCAUGUCUACUACCCUGUCACACCGACUGCACAUGAAUCAACAGGCAUGGAACUCUUAAAGGUCUACCUGGCAUCCCAUGGUCUGGAGGAUGAUGCCAUGAACAUCAUGAAUUUAAUGAAGGAAGAAGACGACGACGCUGAUUGAUGCUUUUAGCUGAAGUGUUCUCCCUUGAAUUCAAUUUUUUACCGAUAGUACUACUUUUGUGCCUUAUCAUUCCUUUGAUUGUCAAGACCAAAGAACAUUUCAUACGUUUGUUUGUUC